Molecule: messenger RNA, 1639 nt
Organism: Cuscuta campestris
Lineage: Eukaryota; Viridiplantae; Streptophyta; Magnoliopsida; Solanales; Convolvulaceae
Source: the annotation of a GenBank genome assembly
CAUCCCCACCAUAUAUUUUCUUCUCCAAUUCCGCUGCAAAUUCAACGAAGAUUUUGCUGUUCUUUGCUUUUCGAAAUCCAUCCAUCUCUCGAUUCCGCUUCCGGCUAGAUGGCUUCCCGGAGGAUUCGAUCGGAGAGCCUCGCGGCGAUUUGUUUCCUUCUCAUCUCGCUUCCUUUUCCGGCAUCGGAAGCUUUAAUCGCCUCCCCGGGUUCUAACCCUCCUUACCCCAAACUCAUAUAUGAUUUGAAGGAAUCGAUUGCAAAGGGAUUAGGAUUCAAGGAAGAGGAUUUCAAGAUAUCUGGAUUUGAUUGGAGAGAUGUCUUGGUCGGGCGGUCGGUGGCAUAUGAAUUUGAUGUUGAGAUUGAUGAUAAAGUUCUUCCCUUGAAACUUCUGGAGGAUGUGAAUAGAUGGGAGUAUGUGGAUCUUCCUAUUUUCCGGGUACAGGAUCCGGCUGAGGAAAGGGGGCUGGUGGAGAAGAACAAAUUGGAGAGUGAGAUGCCUGUGUUAGCUCCAUUCACUCUGGCAGGCCCAAUGGAACUUUGGAUCCAGGAUGGCAAGAACAUGAGGCUUUCUCUUCCUCAUGAUGUGGAGGCUGGUACAGUAAAAAAAGUGGUGUUAGCAGACGGUGCUAUGGUCACUGUUAAGGGUGCCAGAUCUGUUAGUCUACGCCAUCCAGUCGAGCUCCCUCUUCCAUUUAACACAUCCCGAAACGGUUUUGCCUCUGGUCUGUUAACUCUAGCAGAACAUCUACGCCAAGCCAUUCGCACCGAAGGUGGUCCCGUUCUAUCCCUUCGCAUUGUGGGCCCAACCUCUCUCACAUCACCCACUCCAUCAUCACCAUCAUCUUCAUCAAACAAACUUAAGCUUAAGCGCUUAGCACCCGGCCUUGUGGAGCUAUCGUCCGUACCUAAAAUGAAAGCGAUCUCCACUGUCGAUCUUGGAGAGACAACCACCCUCUUAACACCUUUCCAAUUCACUACCAUGUGGCCAUUGGUUUCUAUCAAUGGCUCAAACCACAACUUGAUUGGUUUUGAGUCUUUGCUGUCUUCCCUGCUGGGUCCCAAGGCAAGCACAAAGGGUUCCUUCAAGCUGCUGAAGGCUGACAUAUCGGCCCAAACGUUUGUGAAGAUGGGUUUUGGGUUGGAGAAGAAGUUGGAUGCAGGGGACAAGUUUGGUGCCGAGAGUCUCCCAGAGUGGAUGACGAAGCCUGAAACCGUGAGGAUGCAUUUUGAGGUACUGGCGAAAGUAGAUGGAGACAAGGUUGUGCCUGAGAGAGUGGUCCAGGUUCAUCCUGCAAGUAUAGAGAACACUGUGGCACCAAAUGUGCUUUCUGGCAAUAGGACCAUGUCUACCACUCCCAUUGUCCAUCUACCUCCAAGUCCAUUCACAUUAUGAACUCCUCAGGUCGGUUCAGAAUCAAUCUUGUCCGCAUAUUGUAUAUGUAAAUUAAUUCUUUUUUAUUAUUCUUUUUGUUUUCUCUCCGGCACAAACACUUGUUUCUUUUGGAAUGAUAAUCAUAAACUAUGUACUUCGUAUACAAUGUAACUGUGUAUUGUUGGAGAAGAAUGUCAGAUGCAUCACAUUUUAAAUGAAUGAUCAGACUUUAUGCUUAAAUAGAGCAUAAAAUGGUUCCAUGCUA